AUGUCGAAAAGACCAGGAGAAAAUAUGAAUGACGCUACAGCAUUCGACUCACCCGCCUCGAAACGCGUGCGGAUUAAGGAUGUGGACGACGUGAGCGCUGCGCCGAUAACCCCCGUUAUUCGACCACCAUCCCCGGCGGACGAGACCAAUGGCACUACGAAACACGAUCAUAAGGAGGAGGAAGAAGAGGAACACGAGUAUAUCGUCGCACCACAACACAGAAGAAAAGCGCAACAAAUCGAUUCCGACAUCUACCUCGACACAAUAACCCCGACCCACCUCGACUUCGACUUCCAAAAAAUCUGCUCAGUCUCACUCUCCACACAAAACAUCUACUGUUGUCUCGUCUGCGGGAAGUACUUCCAAGGCCGUGGUCGCUCCUCCCACGCCUUCCGACAUUCUGUGGAUUCGGAUCAUCAUGUUUUCAUGAAUUUGUCGGAUGAGGGGAGGUUGGGGGUGUGGGUUUUGCCGGAGGGGUAUGAGGUUAAGCGGUGCGCCGGAGUCAUCGGAGACAUUAGGCGGGUUGCGGAUCCGAGGUAUACGAAAGAUGAUGUACGGAAUAUCGACGCCAUCCCCGAGACAAACGCCGUACCAAAGGAUUUGUCGGGCAAGUCGUAUUUACCGGGAUUCGUAGGUUUGAACAACAUCAAGGCAAAUGACUACGUCAACGUCAUCCUACAACUCCUAACCCACGCCCCACCCAUCCGGAAUUUCUUCCUCCUCUCUCCACAGAUAACCAACGGGCUUCCUGGAGCAUUGGGAGCACUGACACGGAAAAUCUGGAAUCGGCAUGCGUUCAAGGGACAUAUCUCGCCACAUGAAAUAUUGCAGGUCAUUGGAGUGGAAAGUAAGAAGCGGUUCACCCUACUCGAACAGAAAGAUCCAAUGGAGUUUUUGGGAUGGAUCCUCAACGCCCUCCACACUGGCCUCGGCGGAACAAAGAAAAAACCAAGCAUCAUCACCAAAACAUUUCAAGGACGCGUCCAAGUCGAGACUCAAACGAUUGCUGCCGAAUCAACCGGCUCACGCGUGGUAUUCAAAGCGGAUAAGAAAGCGACGACGAUGACCCAGACCCCAUUCCUCUUCCUCACCCUCGAUCUCCCGCCAACGCCCCUCUUCCAAUCCUCGAUCGAGAAAAACAUCAUACCGCAAAUCCCUCUCACAGAUCUCCUCAAAAAAUACGACGGGAGCACGGAACAGGUUUCUGAGGGUGGGGUUAGGAGGUAUAGGCUUUUGGAGGUGGGGUGGUAUUUGGUGUUGGGCGUCAAACGCUUUACAAAGAAUGGGAUGGGUGAGGUAGAGCGGAAUCCGACGAUCAUAACACUACCGCCCUCGCUAUCCCUCAACCUCGCGCCCUACCUUGCCCCCUCUUCCUCCUCCGACUCCCAGCCCGUCAUUUUCGAUUUGUUGGCAAACAUCUACAACACUUCCGUACCCGACGAAGACGGCAACGAAAAAUCUGUGUGGAGUAUACAGCUCCGCGAAGGCAGGGCGGGGGAUGUGAAGGGUAGGUGGUGGGAGUGUGGGGAUUUGAGGGUUGAGGAGGUUAGGAGGGAGUUGUUGGGGCUGAGGGAGGGGUGUUUGCAGGUUUGGGAGAGGAGGCGGUAG
This is a messenger RNA of Saitoella complicata NRRL Y-17804, 1608 nucleotides long. Its product is annotated as cysteine proteinase. Lineage: Eukaryota; Fungi; Ascomycota; Saitoellomycetes; Saitoellales; Saitoellaceae. Gene Ontology annotation, molecular function: cysteine-type deubiquitinase activity; zinc ion binding. The record is from RefSeq and is a predicted model, not a curated record. Bases 1 to 1608 code for a protein of 535 amino acids. The transcript has a single exon. Gene Ontology annotation, biological process: spliceosomal complex assembly; protein deubiquitination; mRNA processing.